AUGGCUGCACGCUCAAUUGGGAAAUCUGUUCAAGAAUUAUCCUUCACUCUUGUUGCCAACUUCAUUAACGAUGCUGCUGCUGAUGUUUCCGCUGUGGAUGCCAACCAAUUGCUCCAAAUAAGACAGUUUUUGAAGGCUAAUAGAACAAAGCUCAUUGAAGAUGAGGCUACGCCAAAAAAAUGCGCCGUCCCCUCAGGCGGUGACAACAAACUACGCACCAUAAUAGCAAACUUACUGCAAAUAAACGUCGAUCAUGACCCCUCGUUUGCCCAUUCUGAAGAUCCCUGCCAUGCUGCUCAAUUCAUUAUCUCGGAGAGGUCUUCUAGACUACAAAUUUUGUACUUGCUUCUCAUCAAUCCAGACAUUGACCUCGAUACGUACUCGUUUUUCAUCAAGGAUAGAUCCAGUAUCGCAGAAAAAUUGAUCUCUUUAAUAUCAUCUACAAUGCAAAACUAUGGCACUGCCACGGCUGCUGCCUUAGAGGAGGGCCAAAAUAAUGAACAGGAUACUUUCACCAUUUUUUCGCUGGUGCAAUUGAAAAACUUCUCCGAUCUGAAACAUGUUUUGCAAACAUUACAAAUUUUGAACUUAAUCAUCCUCAACACAAAAGUACCGGUGAACGUCGUCAAUCGGUGGUUCCUACAGUAUCAAAAUCAAUUUGUUGAAUUCACCAAACAUAUAAUUUCCCCAGACGAGACUAUAGACACUCCGUCGUUACAGUUUUAUAAGUUCCAAAAGUUCCAAGACUUCAGUUACCUUUCAGAGACGUUUGUGUCCAGGAUGUCAUCUUUAUUAACUAUCACAACUGUGUUGAUGCUCGGAUUGAACACUUCAAUCGCUCAGUUUGAUCUUCAAUCACCGUUAUACGCGGAUUCAAAGACUUUCCAAAGUGUCAAUGCCGCUUUGGAAGGUGAUAUUACAACUAACAUCGCGAACAAGGACCCUAUUUUCCACCCAAUGAUCCAUUACUCUUGGUCUUUCAUACUUUACCAUAGGUUGUCAUUGCAAUCAUCGGAGUCAUUUGAAGAUCCAGAUAUAACAAGAUUCGCUCAAUUCGCUGAAUCGCAUAAUGUUUUCCAAGAAUUGACCAUUCUGUCGGAAACAUUGUCUUUUGACCCCAUUUACACUACAAUCAUAACAAUCUUUUUGGAAUACUCUUCAAACUUCAUCCCCAUAACAGCGUCUACUUCCCGGGUUGUCGCCAAGAUAGUGUCACAGGCCCCAAGACAGUUUAUUGAAAAUUUCUUGACUAAUGACACUUUUGAAGAAAAAUUGACUAUUACAAAGGCUAAAUUACCGUUACUAAACGAAUCGCUCAUCCCGUUGGUAAAUUUAUCAUUAAUUGAUACGGAAUUUGCUAAUUUCGAACUAAAAGAUAUAAGUUCAUUUGCCAUCUCCCGAAGCAGUUUGAACGAUUUGGAUUACGACUUGAUAGCGGAUAUAUCAGCCAAUUCUUCUUCGACGUCCUCAGAAAUCAUUAUGCCUGACUUGAUAGAAUUAAAAUCUGAUUUGCUAGUUACGCCUCCCUUAGAAAAAGAAAAUUCCACCUGCCUAAUGUCAAUACCGAAAUCUACAAAAGCCAAAAUUCUUACCAUCAAAUAUCAACAACAACAACAAAAUGCACAACAGGCACCUACUACUUCAAAUCUCAUUAUUUUCCUUUUUAGGUAUAAUGGUUGGUCCUUGGUGGGAAGAAUAUUACAAAACCUACUACAUUCUUACAUGGAAAAAGGGGCCCAAUUGGAUGACUUGCAACACGGAUUGAUGAUAUCUAUAAUCAAAUUGAUUACCAACGUUCUCAAUCCAAAGACACCGAUGGAAAAAUCCAGUGAAAUUCUGUCAUACCUAUCAAAUUCUCUAGACACUCCAACCAGCACUAUAAAUGGCCCGUCGAUUAUUCAAGUAGUUUUCGGAAUCUUUGAGGUUUCACUGCAAAGGAAAGACUACAGCCUAAUUGUGCAAUGUUGCGAAUUCAUGACUAUGCUGACACCAAACUAUCUUCAUUUGGUCUCUUCUUACUUAAAUAAAUCUGAAUUGCUGGAUAAGUAUGGCAAGACAGGUCUUUGCAAUAUGAUUCUUGGUUCAAUUGAAUUAUCGACAGGGGAUUAUACUUUCACUAUUCAAUUGCUUAAAUUAACAAAAAUCUUUAUUCGAGAAUCUCUAUCAUUGCAAAAUAGUCAUAUUUCCAAGAGAACCAAAGUCGAUAUCAUCAAUAAAUUGGUCCUGCAUGCAGUCCAUAUCUUUGAAAGUUAUUACAAUUGGAAGUUCAAUAAUUUUCUACAAAAAUUUGAAAUCGCCUUUCAUUUGACUUCAAUCUUUUAUGAUGUACUUCAUAACGUUUUUACCAUAAACUCACUUCAAAGGGAUCAACUCAUUACUUUUCCCUCAGCAAAUAAAUUGUUGCAAGUCUUCCUAACUCCCAUGGAUUCUAUUGACUUGGCUCCGAAUACUUUAGUGAAUAUUCUCAUUUCGCCGCUAGAUACCACAACAAAGAUCUUAGGUGAUAGGAUUUUGGGUAACUUAUAUUCCAAAUCACUGAAUAGCUCCUUCAAACUAUGCAAACUUUUGAUCUCCAUCAGAGGCAGCAAUCAUGAUUUCAAACCAAGCAACUUGGAAAAAUUACUUUUCGUAAAUUCAUCAAAAUUGGUUGACGUCUACACCUUACCAACUUAUGUUUUCUUCAAAACCGAAAUUAUAGAACUAUUAAGCUAUUUGGUGGAGGCCCCCUGGAAUAAUGACUACCCAUUCUUGUUAUCUUUCCUCGGUGAGACAAAAUCAAUGACAUUUUUAAGAGAAGUUUUGCACGAUUUAAAUUCUACGGUACAAAAUUGGGAUCUCUUACAAAAUCUGUAUAUUUUUUUCGCAACUUUGUUGGAGAGUAAGCAAGAUGGGUUAUCAAUCCUUUUCCUAACAGGACAAUUUGCCUCCAGUAAAAAUAUCAAUGAUGAGUCAUUCAUAGACAAAAACAAUUCAAUAUUAACAAUUCUGCAAAAAAAGUCUUUAAUGCUGGACGCAAUGCCUGAAGAAGUGGGUUGUAAGCUUUUGGAGACAAUCACAUAUGUUUUAAACACCUGGACAAACUCUAAGAUAUUCAUUGAUGAUGCCAAAUUUGUGGAUUCCCUAUUGAAUAAAUUGGAAAACUCUAAAACUUUGUUUAAAAAAAAAACAAACUUGACUCGCGAUGAGACUAUUUCUCUAAUCAAGAAGUACAAAUUAGUUUCAAGGAUAGUGGAAAUAUUCGCGUUGUACAUCUAUAACUCAAAUGACUCAAACGCUAAAAUUCUGAAUUUUUUGAAUCAGGAAGACGUACUUGAACUCGUCCAUCAUUUUUUUCAAAUCGAUGGGUUCAAUAAAAGUCUCCAUGAUGAAUUAAAUCUAAAAUUCAAAAAGCAAUGGCCCAGUUUGGAGUUACAGUCAUUUCAAAAGAUUCCCCUAUCAAAAAUAAACGAAGGCGAGAAUAUUGGUUACGAUAUUCACUUAUUAGACAUAGUAUUGAAGAAUGACCGUAAUUGGUAUGAACCAAGCACCAGCCAGACGAAUUUUAGAAGAGAAGUUACAGAUGCUUCAUUAAAUUUGCAAUACGUCAAUUACGAAAUAUCUACAGCAAAGGCUUGGGGCGCACUGAUCACCACAUUUGUAAAAAGAAGCCCUACUCCGCUAAAUGAUAGUUUCAUCGAAUUGGUAGAGUAUUUUCUGAAGUUGAAUAUUGAUUUCAGUUCGGAUAAACAAAUGUUCACUCAGAUAUACUUGGAGAGAAUCGAACUGUCGUUUUAUAUUUUAUAUUCUUUAAAGUUGUCUGGAAAAUCAUUGAAAGAAACAAAAAUAAUUGAAUUAUUGAGCAAGAUUUUCACAAUUUUUAAAUUUGACGAAAUUGAUUUCAUAAAAAAUAUUGGCCGAUCUUUGAAAAAUGACUUCUAUAGACCUCUACUGAGAUCUGUCUUAAUUCUUUUAGAAUUAGUCUCUUCAGGAGACCAUUUCAUCGAAUCAGUUUCUGACCAACUACUGGAAUUUUUUGAAUUAGUAUUUAGUAAGGGUGUUUAUUUGAUACUAUCUGACAUAUUAUGCCAAAUCAAUAAAUGUUCUACAAAGGGGUUAAACGCUGACCAAGCCACACAGAUUGUCAACCUAGAGGAAAACACCCAGGAUUUGCUGUUAUUAUUAUCACUUUUCAAAAAAAUUACAAAUUUAAAUCCAUCCAAAAACUUCAAAGUUAUUUUAGCAUCAUCUCUAAAUGAGGUUGGGACUUUGAAGGUAAUUUUGAACUUAUACUCCAGUGCACAUUUAAUCAGAAUCAAUGAUGAACCAAUUCUUGGACACAUUACUUUGACUUUCAUCUCCGAAUUAUGUUCAAUCGAACAAGUUGGUGCUAGAUUUAUCAAUAGUGGGCUGUAUACCGUUUUAUUGGAAAGCCCACUGUCUGUGGCCAUACAGCAGGGGGGCAUAAAACCUGAAUUCUCACCUAGAUUGCAUAACAUCUGGAGCAAUGGUUUAUUAUCUAUCAUCCUAUUACUACUAAGUCAAUUUGGUCUGAAAGUUUUACCUGAGACGUGUCUCUUUGUCUCCUAUUUCGGCAAACAAAUAAAAUCUACAAUAUAUAACUGGGGCGACAACAAACUAGCAGUAUCAAGUUCAUUAAUAAAGGAAACCAAUCAGUUGGUUUUGUUGCAGAAAAUGUUAAGCUUAUUAAACUAUCAAGAACUAUUUACCCAAUCCGUGAACUUCGAUGACAAGGAAAACCCCGUAGAAUUGGUCGUUGGCUUAGAUUCAGAUCAUGAUAAAAAAAAGUUGGGGGGUGCAUUAAGCAAAUUUCUAACUCAUCCGAAGUAUUUGAAUUCAAGGAUAAUACCUACUACUCUAGAAGAGCAGCAGCUUUUUGAUGAUGAACCAAAGAGACUGGAAUUUGUCAAGGGUAUCAGCAGAGAUAUUAAAUCGUUGCAAGAAUCACUAUUCAAGGAUGCUUGA
Messenger RNA from Saccharomyces kudriavzevii IFO 1802, 4962 nucleotides. RefSeq names its product Nup188p (gene NUP188). The transcript has a single exon. Gene Ontology annotation, biological process: RNA export from nucleus; protein import into nucleus. The coding region runs from base 1 to 4962 and encodes 1653 amino acids. Gene Ontology annotation, molecular function: structural constituent of nuclear pore. The record is from RefSeq and is a predicted model, not a curated record. Gene Ontology annotation, cellular component: nuclear pore inner ring. NCBI's taxonomy places the organism in Eukaryota, Fungi, Ascomycota, Saccharomycetes, Saccharomycetales, Saccharomycetaceae.